GGGUAUCGCGCAUGCUCAGUCACCACCGCCGCCAUAAAGUGGCGCUUUCACGACGAGGGACCGCGGCCCGGUGAGCGACAGAAACCCGUGAAAGGCGCUGCGCUUUGAGCGGGAUUUCGGCUUCACCUCGCCAUGGCUCGGGACGUGAAGAGCAAACUAUCCAAGAAUCUCCUCCGCAUGAAGUUCAUGCAAAGGGGCUUGGAUUCAGAAACCAAAAAGCAGCUUGAGGAAGAGGAGAAGAAAAUAAUCAGUGAAGAACAUUGGUUUCUGGAUCGACCGGAACUGAAAGAAAAAGAGAGCCUCGUCAUAGAGGAAAGAAGCUUCACCAUGUGUGAAGAUCUUCUGUACGGCAGAAUGUCCUUCAAAGGGUUCAAUCCUGAAGUCGAGAAGUUAAUGGUCCAGAUGAACUCACGGUACAAGACAGAAGAGAACGAAGAGGAAAAGAAUGUGAAGGAAACUGAUGUAUCGGAUGAGGAAAUGGCUAGAAGGUAUGAAACGUUAGUGGGAACCAUCGGGAGGAAAUUCCUGAAGAAAAGAGACCGCCAUGUUUUGCAAGAUCCUACAGAGGUGGAAAGCAAUGAGAGGAGGCCCAUCAAAGUGAGAAAAGAAUUUUUAAAACCCCAGGAUUAAUGUCGGAUAUUGUGCGUAUUCCUUGCAAGGAACAGAAAGUUAGAAGGCCAUUUAUUUUUGUAAAUUGCUGGCGCUCCUGGA
This is a messenger RNA of Thamnophis elegans (Western terrestrial garter snake), 711 nucleotides long. RefSeq names its product M-phase phosphoprotein 6 (gene MPHOSPH6). Bases 133 to 630 code for a protein of 165 amino acids. Lineage: Eukaryota; Metazoa; Chordata; Lepidosauria; Squamata; Natricidae. The record is from RefSeq and is a predicted model, not a curated record. Gene Ontology annotation, biological process: maturation of 5.8S rRNA. The transcript is spliced from 5 exons.